Molecule: messenger RNA, 1104 nt
Organism: Lecanosticta acicola
Lineage: Eukaryota; Fungi; Ascomycota; Dothideomycetes; Mycosphaerellales; Mycosphaerellaceae
Source: the annotation of a GenBank genome assembly
AUGUCUACAAGACGCCACGAAGAGACUCAUAGCUCCUCUCGACCUCCUCGAACGCCUGUUCAACGGUCUAUCCACACAUUGCCGUCAAGGCAAGCAGCCGAUGCCUCCUAUCCUGAACCUAGCGACCAUCGACGUCAGGUCACAACACCAAUUCUGCUGUCCGAUGGCAUGCCGGGCAAUGGUCUAGAUCUCUGGACAGGUAGCGCAAGGGGUAGCACAGCACCCACCACUACUGCAGCUUCGCUUGCGGGAGUACCAUCAAUCAACUUCGUGCCGGAUAUUUCCACAGAAUCUUCCGGACCCCUGAUAGCGUCGGACUACGCUUCAUGGCCCCCUUACUUCGAUGGUGUUGGAUGGUUCCCGCAGGCGACGCAUCUUAUAUGGCCUCUUGGCGCUGAUUUCCAGUCGUCGUCUGCGCCUGCUACUGCUGCAUCUAGAACUCCCCUACAGCUUCUAGGCUUCGGAGCUACUUUGAACAACGCGGCCCACACCAGUCAAGCUGCUGCGCUCACUAAUUUGUCCACAGCACCAGACUCCGUCGCCAGCAGCGUGGCACAGGGCUUGACUUUCUCUCAGCAGGUGGCCUCCUGUUCCUGCUCCAGACUCUCCGACGACAUCAGCAGGUUGCAGCAUUGUCAACUCACUCUCUCCGGAGACAAAUUCCAUGUACUUCUUGAGGCUACGCAUCAUGCAGUCACAAAUGUCGAUGCAAAACUGGCAUGUGUCAAUUGCGCUACUCAGGAGCCACCUCGCAUACGUACAAUGAGCUUCAUCAUCACUCUGGAACACGUUCUGGCCUGCUACCAAGGUCUACUACUGGCUGCCGGGAAGAGCUCGGGACCCAAAUGCGACAACUCGUCGCCUCCUCCAUUCGGACACCCAGGAAACAAUCACGACCCUCAGAGCCAUUUCUGGUAUCCUCGGGUACAGGCAGAACUGAUCGAGCUCGAGCGGAUUGCACUCCUGGUGGAUGACCUUGCAGCAGCUUCUUUCGACUACAGCCACUCUGAGACAGACCUCCGACCGCUGCUGGCCACGGUCUUCAUGACUUUAGAGUCUGUACGGAACGACAUGGGCUUAUACAGUAUGAGCGACGCUUCCUGA